This is a messenger RNA of Lentinula edodes (shiitake mushroom), 447 nucleotides long. RefSeq lists its product as uncharacterized. The annotation marks the transcript as partial. NCBI's taxonomy places the organism in Eukaryota, Fungi, Basidiomycota, Agaricomycetes, Agaricales, Omphalotaceae. The record is from RefSeq and is a predicted model, not a curated record. Gene Ontology annotation, biological process: mycotoxin biosynthetic process. The transcript has a single exon.
CUGCCGAUGACCGUGAACCCUGCGGUUUUGAACUUCAUGUUGGCUCAGCACUAUGAAAUUACCAACGCCAGUGAAUGGGCUACUCUCGUACCUCAUAAAGGUAGUCGCGUACGCUUGCCAUCGAAAUCUUCCCCCGGAGAUGAGUUCGAGGUUGCCUUGUUCCACGAUUUACAUUGCCUCGAUGUAAUUCGAGCUGUCUUUGUUUCGAUGCGCGACGGCUCCAGCGCUCACUCCACAGAGGCCGAAGAAUGUUUAGGGACCAUUCGACAGGCCAUUCUUUGCGCUGCGGAUAUCACAUUGGAGCCUACAGAAAUUGUCUGCUAUGAUGGGGAAUCAUGCAAUAAUUUUGGUCCCGAGGCAUCAGGCGACAAUGUGGAGCAUAGCUGUAGGGACUGGGUUCAAGUUCGGGAAUUUGUAGAGAGUAAUCAGGAAGGAUGGGAUUUCUGA